AUGGCAGGCUCUGCAAUUUGGAAAUAUGCAUUUGCAAUGCUCAGCCACUCAUCAAGGAAAUAUGCACUUGCCAAAGUGGAAACAGGUCCAUCUGUAUACAGGAGGAAGACUUUCAGGCAAUAUGGUGGUAUUUAUUGUUUCAUUAUGAGUAUCAAUGUCUGGGUGGUGUGUAAGGUCCCCAAUCGUAAUUGCAAUGGUAGUAAAUCUCUCCCUAUUCAUCAUAAAUACGUUCAAUCUGGAGAUCUCAAAAUUGCCGGCAUUAUUUCUCAGCUCUAUGUCUUUUCCAGUCCUGUUGCUUUCAUUAAACACCCUUCUCUGGAACUUCUUGAUGAUUUUGUCUACUUCAGUCCAAGUUGGAUCUACCUUGCCUCAAUGGAGCUUCUCUUUGCUCAGAAUAGAUUCAUCCCAAAUUUUAAAUGUGGCAUUCAAAACAAUCCAGCUGCAGUUAUUGGAGGACCUGAUAUCUAUUUCCACAUGGCAACCAUACUGGACAUCUACAAAAUUCCCCAGCUGACCUAUGGCUCUGCUCCAGUCAUGGAUAAAGAGACUCAAGGAGUUUUCUUCCAACAAAUGUUUCCAAAUGAAUCCUAUCAACAUAAGGGCCUCCUCCAGCUUUUGCUAUACUUUAGAUGGAUCUGGAUUGGAGUUCUUGCUGUGAAUGAUGACCAAGGGGAAAAAUUUAUACAGGAGGUGCUCUCCACUUUUUACCAGCAGGGCAUCUGUUUUGAUUUCAUAGGAGAGUUCCCAAAGGUAGAUUUUUACAGUGACUUUACAGAUGUGAUGGACGAAACAUGCAAAACAUACUCUGUUAUUGCAAAAAGCACAACCAAGGUGAUUGUCUUAUAUGGUGCAAUGGAAUCCAUGAAUUUUUUGAAAAUGUUAGUGCAGUAUUCAGAAGUGGAGGAUAUGUCAUUGAAAACAAAGAUCUGGAUCAUGAAUGCUGAAAUGGAUUUCACGUCCAUUUCUCUUCAAAGAGAUUGGGAUAUAAAUUUCCUCCAAAAUGCUUUAUCCUUUGCAGUUCAUUCAAAGGAGCUGCCAGGCUUCCAGGAAUUUCUUCUAAUCAGAAAUCCAACAACAGCAGAACACGAUGGGUUUCUAAGGAAUUUCUGGCAGCAUGCAUUCAGGUGCUUGUUUCACAACUCUCAUCUAGGUAAUAAAGAUGGCACAAUCUGUACCAGGAAGGAGAAGAUGGCAACCCUUCCUGCAUCUGUGUUUGAAUUUAGCACAACUGCCCACAGCUAUAAUGUGUACAAUGCUGUCUAUACUGUAGCUUAUGCUUUGGAGGCAAUGCAUUCAUCAAAACUCAAGCACAACUUUAUUGUGGGCAGAAGAGGGCUCAAGCUUCAGAAUCAGCAAUUGUGGCAGCUUAAUCUUUUCCUGAGAAGGGUCUCAUUCAACAACAGUGUUGGAGAAAAGAUUUCAUUUGACAAAAAUGGGGAAUUCAUUGGUGGAUUUGAUAUUAACAACUGGGUCACAUUCCCAAACCGGUCAUUUUUCAGGAUCCAGGUUGGAAGGAUAGAUCCUACGAUUUCCCCAGACAAAUUCUUCAACAUUUCUGAAGAUUCCAUCAUGUGGCCAAAAAGCUUGAACCAGGCACAUCCUCUUUCUUUGUGUAAUGAUCCUUGCCAAAGAGGGUAUAGCAAGGCUAAGAAGGAAUCAAAACCAUUUUGCUGCUAUGAUUGCCAUCCAUGUCCAGAAGGAAAAAUUUCAAACAAAGAAGAUAUGGAAGACUGUUUUCAUUGUCCAGAAGGUCAUUAUUCAAACCAUGACAAAGAUGCAUGCAUUCCAAAACACAUAACUUUCUUAUCCUAUGAAGAACCCUUAGGGAUCAGUUUAGCUAUUUGUGCUCUUUCUUUUUCUUUUACCACAGCUCUGGUGCUUGGGAUCUUCAUUAAACACAAAUGCACUCCCAUUGUAAAAGCCAACAACCGGAAUCUCACCUAUAUUCUCCUAGUUUCUCUCCUCCUCUCUUUCCUUUGUGUUUUAUUAUUUAUUGGGAAACCUGGUAAGAUUGUGUGUCUCCUUCAACAACCAGCUUUUGGAAUCAUCUUCUCCAUGGCAGUUUCUUGUGUGUUAGCCAAAACCUUUGUUGUGGUCCUAGCUUUUAUGGCCAUUAAGCCAGGAUCUAGAAUGAGAAAAUGGGUGGGGAAAGCAAUGGAGAGUUUCAUUGUUCUUUUUUGUUGCCUUGUUCAAAUCACUAUCUGCAUCAUAUGGUUGGCAAUUUUUCCACCAUAUCCAGAUUUUGAUAUGCACUCAAUGUCUGAAGAAGUCAUCAUGGAGUGCAGUGAAGGGUCAGCCACCAUGUUCUACUGUGUGUUAGGUUUUAUGGGUUUUCUUGCGCUGGUCAGCUUCUCUGUUGCUUUUCUAGCUAGAAAGUUACCUGAUAGUUUCAAUGAAGCUAAAUUCAUAACUUUCAGUAUGUUGGUCUUCUGCACUGUUUGGUUAUGCUUUAUUCCUACUUAUAUAAGCACAAGAGGAAAAUACAUGUUGGUUGUGGAAGUCUUCUCCAUGAUCUCCUCCAGUGCUGGCUUAUUGAUGUGUAUUUUUUUUCCCAAGUGUUUUAUCAUUGUGAUGAGGCCUGAACUGAACAAUAAGCAUCAGAUAAUGAAAAAAAAGUUUUAA
Messenger RNA from Protobothrops mucrosquamatus (brown spotted pit viper), 2622 nucleotides. RefSeq names its product vomeronasal type-2 receptor 26-like. The transcript is spliced from 6 exons. Gene Ontology annotation, biological process: G protein-coupled receptor signaling pathway. Gene Ontology annotation, cellular component: membrane. NCBI's taxonomy places the organism in Eukaryota, Metazoa, Chordata, Lepidosauria, Squamata, Viperidae. The coding region runs from base 1 to 2622 and encodes 873 amino acids. Gene Ontology annotation, molecular function: G protein-coupled receptor activity. The record is from RefSeq and is a predicted model, not a curated record.